Messenger RNA from Budorcas taxicolor (takin), 351 nucleotides. RefSeq names its product somatostatin (gene SST). Gene Ontology annotation, cellular component: extracellular region. The record is from RefSeq and is a predicted model, not a curated record. Gene Ontology annotation, biological process: regulation of cell migration. NCBI's taxonomy places the organism in Eukaryota, Metazoa, Chordata, Mammalia, Artiodactyla, Bovidae. Gene Ontology annotation, molecular function: hormone activity. The transcript is spliced from 2 exons. Bases 1 to 351 code for a protein of 116 amino acids.
AUGCUGUCCUGCCGCCUCCAGUGCGCGCUGGCCGCGCUCUCCAUCGUCCUGGCUCUUGGCGGUGUCACCGGCGCGCCCUCGGAUCCCCGACUCCGUCAGUUUCUGCAGAAAUCCCUGGCUGCUGCUGCUGGCAAACAGGAACUGGCCAAGUACUUCUUGGCAGAGCUGCUGUCUGAACCCAACCAGACAGAGAACGAUGCCCUGGAGCCUGAAGAUUUGUCCCAGGCUGCUGAGCAGGAUGAAAUGAGGCUGGAGCUGCAGAGAUCUGCUAACUCAAACCCGGCCAUGGCACCCCGAGAACGCAAAGCUGGCUGCAAGAAUUUCUUCUGGAAGACUUUCACAUCCUGUUAA